Endocarpon pusillum Z07020 is the source of this 993-nucleotide messenger RNA. RefSeq lists its product as uncharacterized. Lineage: Eukaryota; Fungi; Ascomycota; Eurotiomycetes; Verrucariales; Verrucariaceae. The record is from RefSeq and is a predicted model, not a curated record. The transcript is spliced from 2 exons. Bases 1 to 993 code for a protein of 330 amino acids.
AUGUCAGACGAUGGAUAUUUCUAUGAUGACGAAGCCGACGACUUUGAAGGAGAUCUAUUUUGGAAUGACGAUGGCGAGAUUGUACUUGCCGACGAUCUUGCCGAACACACUCUUCCAUCUCCCGUAUAUGCCGAAGAUGGUGCGUACGAGACCAUGGAUGGUUAUUCGGACUGGGAGUACUAUUCGGACGACUACUAUGACGACGAUCCCACUCUGUUGAAAGACAACCCGCAGGAAGGUAGCCUCUUACGAACAAACAAGUCCAACAGUUCCAACGGCUUGCCCCGGGGAAAGAAGCGCAAGCUUGCCGCUACAAGUGACAUUCAGGUUUAUCCCUCAGUGGUGACUUCAAAGAGCACAGGACCAUGGGACCCUCCCCCAAAGGCCACUGGCUGGAGAUCAUCUUCUGUUGAGAACAAGGAGAAGAAGCUUUAUGAACCAGGCAUGGGAGAGCGGGUUGCACUUCUUGGUAAUUGGCGGGAGGUUUUCAGAUCAAGUCAACCCUUCGGCAGGCAACAGAGGAAUAGCGAGUUAGGCACUCGCAGUAAGAGUGAUAGAGGAUAUGGAAAAAGUCUCCCUAUACCUACUACAAAAACAACUCUGCCACAAAAUGUUGAGCUCAAUGGACAUACGGAAGAGCCGGACGCAAAUGAAGACGAAGGAGCAGCACCGAAAGACUACAAAAGACGUCAAACGUCAUAUCUACAAGGUCCGCCAGUUUCACGACACCACAAAGUUGUUGUUGAGAUACCUGUACAGCGAGUCAACGGAGUGAAAAAGGACAGACCAGGGAAUCAGACGGGGACAGCAUCGAAACCUCCAGCAGGCAGAAAACGAAAAGCAAGUGAUGUUGAACAUGAGAACAGCGAUGGAGCUCUUCCUAAGCCUCCUGCGAAAAGGGCUGCCUCGGGUAGGGUUCCAUUGAAGAGCAAGAAGAAAGCGAAGUCUCCACCGUUACCUUCUGCAAGGACCACACGAAGCAGAAAGAAGUGA